AGCAAAUUACCUGCCCAAGGUGAAGGGCUCGUGCAGGUGAGGCGUGGAGGUAAAUGGCGGCUCUCGACGUGGAUGGCACGUUUCACCAUAGCAACAAUAGACGCGGUCUUUUCUUUAAAUAAAGUUGCACUUACCAGUUAUUAUUGAUAAUCUACGAUGUCAGAAAAAACGCCUUUAUUACACUACCGACUGACCACCAGCGGCGAACCGCCUGAUGGAUCUAAACGCGCCGGGGUCAGAGGAGGGGUACACCCCGGACGACCCAAGGAUAGGGCGGCUCAGAAGCUCGGGGUGCUGUUUGGAGUCGUCAUUCCAACUUUACUGUCCAUGUUCAGCGUUGUUGUGUUCCUGCGGAUUGGAUUUGUUGUGGGCCAAGCAGGGCUGUACCAUUCUAUUGCCAUGCUCCUGGUGGCUUACUUCAUCAUCACAAUGACGGUGCUCUCCGUCUGUGCAAUCUCCACCAAUGGGGCUCUAGAUGCUGGAGGUGCCUACUACAUGAUCAGCCGAGCCCUGGGUCCAGAGUUUGGUGGCAGCAUUGGGAUCAUGUUUUUCCUUGCCAACAUUUGCAGCAGUGCUCUCUACAUUUUGGGUUUGGUCGAGGCUAUUACAUCUACCUUCGGGGUCCCAGAAGAGGGUGCUGCAGCUGCUGCAGGUCACCAUCACGUGCUGCCGUCAGGAUACUGGUGGUCUCUGCUUUAUGGCACCGCCCUGCUUUUCCUGUGUUUCAUUGUGUGUCUGGUGGGAGCCCACAUCUAUGCAAAAGCCACCUUCGUUAUCUUCAUCGUAGUCAUGACAGUCCUGGCUUCGAUCUUCAUUAGUUUCUUCAUUGUGGGGCCCACCGUGGUGACUUUGCCACAUACGUCUGCAGUGAACACCACCAGCAUGAGCACUGCCAAUUAUACUGGCUUCAGGCUACACACGCUGGAGGGAAACCUGUUCCCCGCCUACACGGUGGACUACACCACUGGUGCCAUGAUGAGUUUUGCCAGAGUAUUUGCGGUCAUGUUCAACGGCUGCACUGGAAUCAUGGCAGGGUCCAACAUGUCAGGUGAUCUGAAAAACCCUGGCUAUUCCAUCCCGAGAGGAACUCUUGCCGCUGUUCUUACAACUUUCAUCACAUACAAUGUGCUGAGUCUGCUGGCGGCGUGGUCCUGUGACCGUUAUCUUCUCCAAAGAGACUACAGCUUCCUGGGGGACAUUAAUAUAUUGCCACCAAUGGUCACAGUCGGCAUUUACUCCUCGGCCCUGUCUGCAGCAAUGAGUAACCUUAUUGGAGCCUCCAGGGUGCUGUACGCCCUGUCCAAAGAUGACCUGUUUGGUGGUGCUCUGGCAAGGAAAACCUCUCAAAGUGGAAACCCCUGGGUCUCGGUGCUUGUCUCUUGGUUGCUUGUGCAGAUGGUGCUAUUUGCUGGUAAAUUGAACACCAUUGCUGGUAUUGUAGCCAUCUUCUUCUUGUUGGUGUAUGCUGCUGUGAACCUGGCCUGUUUGGCUCUCGAAUGGGCUUCUGCACCAAACUUCAGACCGUCGUUCCGUUUCUUUACAUGGCACACCUGCACUCUGGGCAUCCUUGGCUGCCUCAUCAUGAUAUUUUUGAUCAAUGCAAUUUAUGCAUUUGCCAGCAUAGCCUUUAUGCUGCUACUCUUGAUGCUUAUCCACUACCUGGGGCCCAUCAGCAACUGGGGCUACAUCAGCCAGGCCCUCAUCUUCCACCAGGUGCGUAAGUACUUAUUGAUGCUGGAUGUGCGAAAGGACCAUGUUAAGUUCUGGAGGCCCCAGGUGCUUCUGAUGGUUGCAAACCCUCGCAGCUGUACAGGCCUCAUGACUUUCAUUAAUGAUCUGAAGAAGAGCGGCCUCUAUGUGCUUGGACACGUAAAGCUCGGUUUGCUGGAUGAGCUGCCCUCUGAUCCUUUGCAGAGUCGAUAUGACUCCUGGCUCUGUUUAGUGGAUCAUCUGAAAAUCAAAGCGUUUGUCAACCUGACCCUGGCCGACUCCGUCCGACACGGCGUUCAGAAUUUGCUUUUCAUCUCUGGCUUUGGUGGAAUGAGGCCCAACACCCUUGUCUUGGGUUUCUAUGAUGACUGCACUCCUCAAGACCACCUCCAAGGUCAUAUUCUCCUGUCUACAGGCCAUAGCUUUGAUACAGUCUGUUCAACCAAAGAUCCUGGAGCGCAACGCUCUCCCUUCUUUCCCAGUCUGCGGGGUGCUGAGGACCCCAAAGACCUCCAGGAAGAGGAAUACGUGUCUGUGAUUGCUGAUGCUGUAAAAAUGGGAAAGAAUGUGACUCUGGCUCGGUAUUUCGACCAGUUCAACCGGGACAGAGUGUUAGGGACAGGAAGAAAGAUCAGAGGUGUGGCCGGGCCAUUCAUUGAUGUGUGGCCUAUGAAUCUUCUUCAGCCGGACAGCCAUGGUUAUGUUGGCAUCUGCUCAUUGUUUCUUCUCCAGCUGGCUUGCGUGCUUCACGAUUCCCGUGCCUGGAACCAGGCGAGAGUCCGACUCUUCUUGUGCAUGGAGGCUGGCUACAGUCUGCAAGAAAAGGAGGAAGCAAAGCUCCAGGGUAUGCUUAGGGAUCUAAGGAUCUCAGCUCAGGUGCAGAUGGUGGCUUGGGAUGAGGUGGUGGUGCUGCACUGGCAGAGGCAAAGAGAAAGGGCCGAACAGAAUGAGGAAGAUGAGAGAGAAGACUGUAACCAGACAUAUCCCAAUAAUGCCUCUCAACUUACAGAUGAGUACAUCUGUGCGGUCAACGAUAUGAUUUGCCGUCAUGGUGUCCCUCAGCCAGCUGUGCGUUUCUUGUAUUUGCCACACCCCACAGCUGAUAGAAGCCGUUACCGUGCCUACCUGCACCAGGUGGACCUGUUGAGUCGAAACCUUGGGCCGACAUUGCUCGUGCACGGAGUCACUCCUGUGGUUACAACUGACAUCUAGAAUUUUCCUGACUCUUAGUCAUCAACUAGCAGAAUCUAGUAUCGUUCAUGGAUGGGGCUGUGCCUGUUGCCUCCCGAUUUAUUAACAUGUUAGAGCCGUCAACCACAGUAUCACAAACGAUAAAAACAUUGAUGCCGCAAAUCUCAGUUUUAAACUUUAAUCAAACAUGAAUGUUACACACACACCUAUUUUUUCCCCACUAAUACACCAACGAACAUGAGUGCUUUAGGGAGCUGAGCCUAUCCCUUUGAAACUGAGAUUAGGCCAUAGUGGCAUUAAGAAAAUUAAUCUGCACUUUUUUGUGUGAGAGGAGAUGAUUGUAUUAGUAGACGGCUGAUUAUAUAUUGAUGUAUUAGAUUCUCAUUUAUUUGCUAAAAUAUUGCUGCCACAGUUGGGUGUAAUCUUGCUAUUGUGUGCUUUAAAUUUGGCACAGAUUUAUAGAAAAAUAAAUGAUUGUAUUACCUGAA
This is a messenger RNA of Oreochromis niloticus (Nile tilapia), 3389 nucleotides long. RefSeq names its product solute carrier family 12 member 9. The transcript is spliced from 14 exons. Gene Ontology annotation, biological process: cell volume homeostasis; chloride transmembrane transport; potassium ion homeostasis. Gene Ontology annotation, molecular function: potassium:chloride symporter activity. NCBI's taxonomy places the organism in Eukaryota, Metazoa, Chordata, Actinopteri, Cichliformes, Cichlidae. Gene Ontology annotation, cellular component: membrane. The record is from RefSeq and is a predicted model, not a curated record. The coding region runs from base 157 to 2922 and encodes 921 amino acids.